Phaedon cochleariae (mustard beetle) is the source of this 1386-nucleotide messenger RNA. The record is from the annotation of a GenBank genome assembly. Lineage: Eukaryota; Metazoa; Arthropoda; Insecta; Coleoptera; Chrysomelidae.
GAUGAUGGAUCCAAAUUGACUAAAGACGAAAUUGUGUUUGUGUAUUAUUUGUUGUAUAUUGAUAUUGGGAUUGUGAUUCUGUUUUUUAUUUUAGAAUGAUAAGAAAAUGAGAAUUUGAAUUAUAAUCGGAUUCUAAGUUUCGUGAUUUGAAUCAAUUCAUCUGAACUUGUGUACCUAUCAUCGACCAAAUACCAGCUUUUUCACAAAUGGUGUGUAGUUAUUUUUAUUCAAAAUGAAUAUGGAUUGUGGAAUAAAUUUCACAAAUAAGGAUGAAGAAAUUCAAUACUGGAGGAAUAGAGCAGAAGAAUACCUACAAGAUGCAACAAGAAUACAGAAGGAAUUCGACGAAUUCAUAACAGAAUCUCAACAGCUAGAAAGAGAAUAUGAAGCAACCAUAGACCAAAACGAGAAGAAAAUAAAAGAAUUGACAUUGGGGAAUAAUAGAGCUCAAAAUGAAGCAGACUCUCUUAGGAUCAAAUUAGAACAAAUUCACAAAGAGAAUGCUAAUUUAGAAAUAGAAAUUUCCAACUCUAAGAAAGAAAAAAUGCAGAUGUCACAGUACAUCAGAGAUCUGGAACAAAAAAACGACGAUCUGGAAAGGUCCAGGCGGAUCAUUGAGGAAAGCAUAGCAGGAAUUGAGGCUGCAUUCAAUUCCGCCAUCGAGCGAAAUGCUAUGCUGGAAUCCGAAGUAGACGAGAAACAUACGCUUAAAGAAAAAUUGCAAAGAUUGGCAGAUGAAACCAGAGAUUUGAAACAAGAGCUGCUAGUAAAGGAGAGAGACAAAUUACCCGAUAACGAACGAUUUUUGAACGGAUACAAAAAUUCCGUAAUCGAUUCGAAUCGCCUGCGAGAAAAUGAAACUCAGACCACCCCGGCAAAACAUGAUUAUCAUCAAGCUCCUAUUUCACCAGCAUCCAGGGUUAUGGCCUUGAAUAUUGUUAGCGAUCUCAUUAGGAAAGUGGGUGGCUUAGAACGUAGACUGGAAAAAUCAAAAUACGAAUACAGAGAUAUUUCCACUAACGAUAUUCGACGUAGCAGAAGUUCAGCAAAGCCCAACACGGCACCAGGUCUACAUGGCCUCACUAAAUGAUAAUUAUCCUUUUAUUUAGAUAUAUUUAUUGUAACUACUAAAUAAAUCCUACCAAAAAAAAAUGUACGAGACUAUGCAGUGGAAAGUAUAUGGCUUUUAAAAAAACUAGAACUUAUUUGAAAAGCUGUUGUGAACAAUAAGAAGCCUUUUAUCAGUUUCAUCUUAGAACUUAGAUUCUAGAUAGAAAACUGUUAGUUUCAUAAAACUUCCCGAAAUGUCUCUUAAGGAUUACUUAUUAAUUGUUCAAUAAUUGAUACAUUUAAUAAUAUGGAAUAUUAAAUGGUAAUAAAUUAUUU